AAAUUUCCAACUGAAGGACUGGCAAAUGUUGUUCGAAAUGUAUUUGACUUUGACUCCUACAACAACGAAAUGCGUGAAAUUUUAAUCAGCACUUUGCACAAAUAUGGGAUACCUAUUGGAGCAAAACCAACCAAUGUACAGCUGGCCAAGGAACUGCCAUUACCAGAUCAUAAAUUCAUGGGCUACUGGAAAGUCAAUCAGCCGGGGAAUACACAACAGAAAUUGCUGUGUCCAACAGAAACUCAGAAAAUAGAAGUAAAGGGCCCUGUGUACUUAAAUAUUCAAGGAUUUCCACUGGAACGACAUGAAGCCAGGUCCCUCAAUUUCACAGAAGAGCUUGCCUUUUGGACGCUGCCUUUGGGUGAAGUUAACUUAGUUUGCGAUGUCACAGUAACAAAAGAAGAGGAAACCGAAAAUGUUCUUUACGUUACUACAUGCAAUCCUGUUUCCUUGUACUUCAUGAACGUUUCUAGUAAGAGUGGAUACUUUGUGGAUCUUUAUGACCUCUUCCCAAGAACAGUUGGAAGUGUCUGGCAACCUUUUGUGACUGUGGCACCGCUGGGAAAGCCACUCAAAGGUCAAGUGGUUCUACAUGAAGAAGAGAGCAAUGUUGUGUUGUUGCUGGAUACAAACAAUGGUGCCCUUCACCGACUUCUACUCUUACCUGAUGCUCAAGAGUCUCCUAAGAGAACGUCUUGGUGGAGCAGCAAAGAAGAGAUGAGCAACUACAAAAUGUGCCGAGAGUUUUCACACAAAAACUGGCUGGUGUUCUACAAAGAAGCAGGAAACCACCUUAUUGUACUGGAUGUAUUAGAGGGUCAAACUCAUACCAUCUCACUUCCGAUCAACCUGAAGUCUGUUUUCCUGGCAGCUGAAGACCGAUGGCUCUUGGUGGAAAAUGGAACAAAUCAGAAACUUCUUUUAACCAAGCGUAACCAUAUGGAAGCUGAAGACAGUGAGGUUUGCCAGCUGUAUGCAUUGAGUGAAGAGCCAGCUGACAUGGGAUUUGGCUUAACAACGGCAUCAGAACUGUGUGUGCCACAUGCAGUUUCAAGUGACCAGCUAUCUUCAGAAAACCUCAGUGCAGCUGUGGGACAAAAGAUCAGCUCCCCCAACAGGAUUUUCUCAGAUGAACAUAGUUAUGCUACUAUUGUUAUUGGUUUCCCAGACCUCUUGUCUCCUAGUGAAGUCUAUAGCUGGAAAAGAAACUCCUCUCUGAGUCGCAAACAUGCUUCUCCUUCUGAUCCAUUUUAUUAUGGAGCCCGGAGGAAAACAGGAACUGCAAAACAAACCAAUUGUGUAACUUUAUUGGCUUCUAAUCAAAUAGUCAGAAUUUUAGCACCUGGAGAUGUGCCUUUGAAAGACAUUUACCCAAAAGAUGUCACUCCUCCACAAGCUGCUGGAUACUUGGAAGUAACAGAUCUUAACUCAAAGAAAAUCAAAUACAUUGCCAUUCCUAGAUCACAAUCUCUCUCUCCAUAUACAUCUUGGCUCUCUAAGAUCUCGGACGCCGAUGCCCUGUUGGCACCACUGGGCAAAGUAGGUUUGGUUAGUGUGGACAUGGGAGGCGGUGUGAGGCUUUGGGAGACUGGGCUGGAAAGCCUCCAGCGAUCGCUGCACGACUGGAGGAACAUGAUUGGCCAAGAAGAUGGUCGUCCUGUGCAGAUAACCAUUCAGAGGGACAGUGGUUUGGAUGUCAGUUCCCCCAAACAUGGAAAAGUGGAUCCAGACAACAUGCCGCACGUUGGUGGAAAUACUUGGGCUGGUGGAACAGGUGGGAGAGACACUGCUGGGUUAGGUGGCAAAGGUGGUCCCUAUCGACUGGAUGCUGGCCACAGGGUUUACCAAAUAUCUCAAGCUGAAAAGGAUGCUGUUCCUGAGGAGGUUAAGAGAGCUGCUCGAGAGAUGGGUGAAAAGGCCUUUAAACAGAGAUUGAAAGAGAUUCAGAUGAGUGAAUAUGAUGCAGCAACUUACGAAAGGUUCUCUGGAGCAGUCCGACGUCAAGUUCAAUCACUCCGCAUCAUCUUAGACAAUCUGCAGGCCAAGGGUAAGGAAAGACAAUGGCUGAGACACCAAGCUGUUGGAGAGCUAGAUGAUGCCAAAAUAAUUGAUGGACUGACAGGAGAAAAAGCCAUAUAUAAGCGACGAGGGGAACUUGAGCCACAACCUGGGAGCCCCCAGCAGAAACCUAAACGCUUGCGCCUGGUGGUGGAUGUUUCUGGUAGCAUGUACCGCUUUAAUGGGGUGGAUGGACGACUGGAACGCUCCAUGGAGGCUGUCUGCAUGGUCAUGGAAGCUUUUGAGAAUUAUGAGCACAAAUUCAAGUACGAUAUUGUUGGACAUUCAGGAGAUGGCUUCGACAUCGCCUUGGUUGGGAGUGACAAAGUUCCCAAGAACAAUAAGCAAAGAUUAGAGAUUCUUAAGAUCAUGCAUGCCCAUGCUCAGUUCUGCAUGAGUGGAGACCAUACCUUGGAAGGGACGGAGCACGCCAUUCGUGAAAUCGCCAAGGAAGAGGCUGACGAGUAUUUUGUUAUUGUCUUGAGUGAUGCAAAUCUUGAGCGAUAUGGUAUUCAGCCAUCAAGGUUUGCCCAGGUCUUGACCACCAAUGCUCAAGUCAAUGCUUUUGCCAUAUUUAUAGGAUCCUUAGGAGACCAGGCAGAUAGGCUGCAGAGGACACUACCAGCAGGUCGCUCUUUUAUUGCCAUGGAUACCAAAGAGAUCCCCCAGAUUUUGCAGCAGAUCUUCACAUCUACCAUGUUGUCAAGUGCCUAA
Molecule: messenger RNA, 2772 nt
Organism: Cariama cristata (Red-legged seriema)
Lineage: Eukaryota; Metazoa; Chordata; Aves; Cariamiformes; Cariamidae
Product: von Willebrand factor A domain-containing protein 8-like
Exons: 20
Cellular component (GO): cytoplasm
Source: RefSeq, a predicted model, not a curated record